Lagopus muta (rock ptarmigan) is the source of this 7197-nucleotide messenger RNA. Its product is annotated as maestro heat-like repeat-containing protein family member 2B. The coding region runs from base 3679 to 7143 and encodes 1154 amino acids. Gene Ontology annotation, cellular component: cytoplasm. Lineage: Eukaryota; Metazoa; Chordata; Aves; Galliformes; Phasianidae. The transcript is spliced from 41 exons. The record is from RefSeq and is a predicted model, not a curated record.
CUCCACCCAAAUAGGCUGAGCCAGAAUUUUUCAGAUAAAACAUUCUGGAAAACCAUUACAGCAGCUGUUUCCAUUUAUGCAGUCACUAUAUCUGUCUUUUAAGUAUUUCUAAGUUGUCAGUCAUUUGCCCUGUUGCUGAGGGAUUCAUUUUCUCUCAGACCUGGACACAGUACUCCAUAAGGGGCAAAGAGAGGACCAGGUGGGACUACACUUCGAGUGUGUGUUUACCAACAUCUUGCUGAAGCCUCAUCCUUGCUGGUUGCUAUUUGGGGUUUUCCAUCUGAAAAGUGACCAUACUUUAUCUGCAUCUGUUCUGCUGGCCUACUCAGGUUAUUUUUCAGGUGUCUUCAGCUGUGGACUGCUUUGAAUCACGACAAAGUGAAGAGUGCAACAGGUUUCAGGAUGCAAGAGCUGGACAAACCCCUCCAAAGCAAACACUUCUAGCGUGGGGGACAGAAGUGGUAAGACAAGAGUGACGAUGUUUUAAAAAAAAGCAGUGUCUGUUUCUGGAAUAAUCUUUUUAUCUGCUACUCAGACAUAAUCCCUCUUACGGUCCAGCUGGAAGAGCUUUCUUCAUCUUAUUAACCUUCUGGAGCAGCAUCUGUCAACUCCAGUAGACUUGAGUAGCGCUAUGAUAAACAACGGAAGUCUCUUCUGGUGCCUACUGCCUUUGAACACUGAUCAUUUGGGCUUUGCAGGGGUACGGCCCAUAAGCAGAGGUGAAAUAAUGGGAAUUCAGGUACGGAGUACAGCAGAUGAAUCUACUGCAAACUUGCAGAGAUGGAAGAUAGGACUUCUGCUGAACGGGAAGAGGGCUCCUCCUUCCAGAAAGUUGCACAGAGCCAGCAACAUCAGCAUCUUGUGUGACCUUCAGAAAAGCCCUUGAGCCAGAUCCCCAUAGCUGCAGUCUGGAGGAGUCAGGGAUUUGUCAGGCUUUGAUGAGCUGCGGCUGUGUUGAACAGUUGAACCGAUUUCCAUAAAACUUGCCAAACUCUAGGAGGAAGAACAUGUGAAAAAGGGCUUUCAGGAUAGUGAAGGAAGUACCACAACCAUUCGAAAAUUGGAAGAUUGACUUGUGUUCAGGUGUUGACAUUACCUAUACCUUCAAAAGGUGCUUGCAGAGUUUUUACUCAAGUUUAUGAUCCACUGUUAGUCAUAUGUGCAUAUAGUUAUCUUGUUUGUGGUAUCAGAGUAACAUUUGUGUAGUUUGGAUGAUUGAUUGCUAUUUUACUCUCAUUCCUGAUUUCAUAUUAGGUUAGUAAUUGUCCCACGUAUCUACAUUGUUCCUGUAUUAAGUAAUGUAUUUGAAAUAUAUUGAUUAACAGCAAAUACUGCAAAAGCUUUUCUUUGUUUUUGUUUAUAGUGAAGCUGAUAUAUUUUUAAUAAGUUACUGUUGUGAUCAAAAUGUCAUAUAUUUCCCUUCUUACAUAAGAGAAUGUUUUUCUUGGAUUACUGGAAAAGAUAAUUUCAAGUUAAAAUUGAUGGCUUAAAAAAAGUCACUAAUAAAGAAACUUUUAGCUGGUCAAUUCUGUUUUCAUCAAAAGACGACUUAUUAGUGGGAAUUAUUAUAGAAAACUUAAUUGAACUUUGCAGUUGUUAAGACAAAAAGACACACUGCCAAGUUAACUUUAAUAUCUUUCUAGGAUUUCUGUAACUCCCAUUGGCUCCCUACUGCACCAAAAAUAAAAAAUAAAAUAAAAUCCCUGACAGAUUUUUUUUUUCUAUAUUGGAAAUGCCAGUGGACUCUAGGGACAUCUCAUUCUUCAUAGGCCUUCCUCUUUGCCUUUAAAUCACUGAUGUAAUGUUUCUCCAUACAAUUUCAGUUUCCUUAUAAAAAUCUAUUUGAAAAUAUCUCUCCUGAGGAAUUAAAUUCAAAUCCUGCCUUUGAACAUUUGCUCUGUUUAUGUCUCCUAUAAGGCAGAUUUUCAGGAAUCAUCUUUAUCAUCUUUGCAGCAGUUCCUGUAUCGUGAGUGAUAGCUUAUUUGUAGAGAAGGUAAAGGCUGUUCUAAGUUUCUUUAUAUAAGUGUAGAAUAGGAACUUUACUUUUAGAUUCAGAGAGAUUGCUUGAAUUUUUUUGCUCUGCUCCUUUUUGUGUACUUUUUCUAGACUCCUCUUUCUGAAAUUAUCAGUUUUUGAAGGCAUGGAGUUGUAGAUACAGACAAAAAUCCUAUGAAAAUGCAUUUGUGCUUUAGCUCAAUUUAUCUUUGAUUAUUAAGAAUGAAUGUAAAGCAAAAAUUGAAAAUAAACUGUAUAUUAUUUAACAAUAUUUUCUGCUUAGAGAGAUUGAAUAGAUGGCAAAAAAUGGUGUACCCCUUUCUUGAUUAAAAUUCUCUAAGGUUUAUGUCUACAUUCAGAAAUCUGUUCAGCUUCUUUGACAUCAUUUGGCAUUUUACUCAUGUAUUAGAAUAGAAUUUGUCCCAGUGUACUAGUAGGUAUAUUGGCCAGUCUAAAACAUGAUUAUUCAGAUCUGUAUUUGUAUAUAAUUCUAUACCUGAAUUUUAAGGGAACUCUAGAGGCAAUCAGGAAACUUAGCAGUAAAUUUAUAGUUGAUAUAUACAGUGUAAUGGAUUUUUGAAAGAAGAAUUGAAUAAUAAAAUCAUUAAGGUUGGAAGAGACCUCCAGUUGAACUGUCCACCCGUAUGGGAACUGCUGAGUCACGGCCUGAACCUCUGAUUGAUCACCUGAGGUGAGCCAUGAGUCAGCCAGAGGAGCACAGGUGAAGGCAAUUCUCCUGUGCUGCCAGAAGGGGUGGAGCCAGGCUCCACUCCUCCUAGACCUAUUUAAGAGCUGGCUACCAGAGGGGAAGGAUCUCUUCUAGAGAUCACCUCUCUUGGUGUUUUGUGGUGAGCCUAGCCAAAGGAGCUAAGGGGUCCAUUUUCUGAAAGCUGUCUCACUUUAAAUUGCUUGCUACUCUUCAGUAGAGUUUUAAAAAAUGUGAGAAAUAACAUUUUCUCAGAAGACAACGGUAUGAAGGGAUAAGCAGAGGUCAGCUGAAUGUAAACCACUGAGUAAUUGGCUGGCUGGAACUUUAUUAAUGUCAACAUCAAGUCAGUUCUGCUGCAUUCUUAUUCCUAGCAAGUUCUUAAGAUUAAGCAUGAGGCUGACUUUUGGGAUACCUCUUAUGGCAGAAAUCUAUCCAUCCCAAGUUGUUCUGUCACAGUGCUACAGUAUCAAACACUGAAGAACGCUUGCAGAACCUAUGUGAUAAUUCUGCUUUUCUGAGGCACCCAAAGCAGAUGCAAAUGGGAGAACAGGUCAUCUUCUCGGCAGAGCUCCAUAUGAGAUUUGACAGACCUACUAAGGGCAUGGUGAAGGUGCUGGCUGCAAUAGAUUGAAGCCACGUGACUGGGACAGACUGCCUCCUGAUGUGGAAAAACGUCAAAGAUCUGAAGACACUGGAUCUAUGCCACCUCACUGUAGUUACAGCUUGUAAUUUCACACUCUGCAAUAGGACUGUACUCCUUUGCCUUGUAGCACAUGUAUCACCAGUGCAAUACCACAUUGAUGCUGGAGUUGCAACCAAAGUAGAGAAUAGAUUUGGAAAGUGAGGGACAAGAAAGGCUUUAUCAGUCCCUUCUGAAGUGUCUCUGUACUGUAAGGCUAUUAUUUAUGAUGCUUGCACCUGGGAGAAAGUUUUCUAACCAGUAAAAAUCCAUAUUCAGUAAGAAGCUGGAUGUAAUGGAUGCAGACAAAGUAUUCAAGAGAGAUAAGGUGGAUGUGGCUUUCCUAGCUGUACUAAGCUUUUCAGGUCUCUUUGCCUGUGUGUGCUGCGUGCCCAGACGGACGCGUCGCAGGGAGAGCGGCAGGGUGUCAAGUCCUGUCCCUGCCUGUGCCGCGACUUUGCUGCUGCAGCGCCUGCAGGACCAGGAGGGUGUCCGAGCGCAGGUGUACCGUGAGCUGGAGAGCGUCCUGUGUGAAGAUGACAGCCGCCUGCCAUGCGGAGUGGUGAACAGGCUGCUGGCAGAGGUGUCCCAGGACCUGACGGCUGCCCAGGACGUGACAGACAACGUGAGGUUGGCUGCCAGCAAUGUCCUGGUGUCUCUGGCCAGGACGCACUUCAGCUUGGUGAUGGCCGAGCUCCAGGGCCACCUCAAGGCUGCGGGGGAGAUGACCAAGGAGUUCGUGCUCAUCACCUUGAGCAAACUGUUCAGCACCUACGCUCCACAGUGCAUCCCCUUUGUGUGGCUGACGCUGGCCGGCCUACGCAGUGUGGUGGACCAGGUGAGGAGCGGCCAGAUGCUGCGCAUCGCUUGUGCUGUUGUGAAGCAAUGGUCAGAUGGAAUCACGGCUCACUUGUCCUCUGGAAAGCAAUGCCCCUGGCCUGCCGUGGAGAAAGAGCGAAUCUAUGAGAAUCUUCACCAGCUCUUCUUCUCCGUGGUGAGGCACUGGCAGGACAGCAAGGAGGAAGAGGACAAACAGGCUGUCCUUGGGGCUGUGGCUUCCAUGAUGGCUGUCCUCCUGCAAGAGGAGCUGCACAUCUGGGAGCAGUUCCUCUGGCUCAUGCACCCAUGUCAGGAGAUCCAAGACACCUGCAGGGUGGCCAAGAGCCUCACUACCUUCCUGGAGGUCUUAGAGGGAGUUCAGUCUGUCAUCCCCAGGGACAAGUUUCUGGCCAUCACCAGUGCUGUGUUCUACCAGCUGUCUGAUGACACCAAGCAGCACAGCGAGGCUGAUAGCGCAGAGCUGACCCACUGCAUCCUGCUGCAGGCCCGAAUCUGUCCAGAGGAAACCAUCCUGUUUCUUCAGUCGCAGCUGGAGAAUGAAUGGGAGCCUGGAUGUGUGGCAGCCCUGGGUCUGCUCGGCGCUCUGGCUCGCUCUGAUGAGCCCGUUGUUACAGAGAAGCUGCCCCUGGCUGCAGAGGCUGUGCAGCGUCUGUGCAGCGACCUCAGGCUCCGGGUGCGGAGGGCCAUUCUGUAUUUCAUCAAGGAUCUCCUCAGUGCUGACACCAGGAGCUGCUCAGCCUGGGAUGUGGUGGGGCACAUCUUCAGAGAGUUCAGCCGCGCCACGGGAAGAAGGGCAGCCGGAGACCUUUCUGCCCAGGAAGCUCAGGAGGAAGGAGCUCUCCAACAGCUGUGCAUGGACAUCCUGGGGUCACUGGAUGUCUCUGUGAGAGGGAUGUCCAAACUCCUGUGGCCGCGGCUGCUGCUCUUUGUGGUGCCAGCCCAAUACACGGGCAUGCUGAUCCCGGUCUCCCGCUGUGUCCAAGCACUGGCUGAGAGAGAGGAACUGACAAGGCGGGAGAUUGAAGAGUUGGAUCCCCAUUUCCUCAGCUCCAUGUUUCAAGGCCCAUGGCUGACUCCCCAGACACUGCUGGUGCGCCUGUUGGUGGUGGCAGGGAGCCCUGUUGCAGGCAGCGAACUGCAAGCCGCUGCCUUAGUGCUGAUGCAAAAGCUCCACAGCAGAAUCCACAGAGCAGUGGGGGCCAUGUGGGAUGCAGAGAUCCCCCUGCUGCUGCAGUGUGUCCAAGGGAAAGAAGAGAGCUUCCCAGAUUCUGCAGCGUGGGAGCGCCGACUGCUAAAGUUCCUGAGGGCGUCAGUGGAGACGGUGGAGGACGAGGCUUGGACCAAGGGCCUGAGCUGUGAGCUGAGCCGGUCCCUGAGCAGCUGUCCCAGCAGCUCUGGAGAAAAGUCCUUCCUGUACAAGGCUCUGGGGACAGUGCUGGGAGCUUGUAAGGGAGUCCUCCAUAUCCAAGAGAAACUGCUGCAACACCUGCAGGAAGCAAACGCAGAGGAACCAUCUGAGGCCCAGGGAAUGAUCUCUCUUCUCAGCCAUGCUGCUGAGAGCAACUUCCGUGCAGUCUUGGACACGCUCACCAUGUUUUCAUCCAGGCUGUGCAAGGGCCGAAAUUCUAGGAUUUCCAGGCACAAGAAGAUGGAGCUGGACAGCACGAGAGCUCACGCCACACGCAGCGCUCUCAUGCUCGCCCAUGGCAGCUUAGCACUGUGUGCCUCCAAGGAAGAACUGCUCGCCCACGUGGAGGGAGACAUUGUGGGCAACAUCCUGCUGCUCUACAGCUGCAGCUGCCAGGACUUGCAGAACAAGCUUGCGCUGGUGCAGAGCAUCACCAACUUCAGCUCCGCCUUCCACGCUGUGGGGGACUGCUUUAAUCUGUCCUUGAAGGGCAAGCUGCUGGAGAUCCUGAUGGACUUGCUGAAGAGGUAUCACUCAGGCAUCCCUGUCUCCCCAGUGCCCCUCAAGGUGGUUCUGGCCCUGGAGGAGUUGAGCAAGCUGAAGCCCUCGGGAGAAGCAAAGGACAUGUGUGAAAUGUUGGCUCUGUGCUGCAAGAGCAUUGUGACUCACCCUUCAGCAAAGAUGAUGCUGAAGAUCAGGAAGUCACAGCAAGCAGCUCGAUACCUUCAGCUUCUGCAAACAUCUUUGAAAGCUCUGGGCCGGCUGAUGGCAGCCCUGCUUGAGACAGAGCCCACCCGUGACUUCUGCCAGAACAUAAUCCAUGUCCUGAGGAGACCAAUGACAUCAGGCAACGUGUGGGAGCGCAGGAGGGCCCUGCAGGUCUGCUCCCAGCUGCUGGCUGUAUGUGAAGAGCUUCGAAGAGAAGACGCCUGCGAGCACUUUGGCUCCCUGGUGGGAUUUCUGGCACCUCUGACGUGUGACCCCAUGCCCACCUCCCGCCAGUUGGCUGUCACCUGCCUGAGCUCCCUUCUCCGAAUCCAAGCCAAGGUGACCAACAGAGUAAUCGAGAUGGGAGACCCUGGGAGCCUGUGUGAGGGGCUGCACGCCUGCAGCACAGUCUGUCAACUCCGGGCCUCGUCCAAAAUCGCAAGGAUGGUGUGCAGAAACUUCCCCAUGGAACGCACCAUCGACUUCUUGAUGGCCAUCAAGGAGACCUUCCGAAAGGCCAAAGGAAUGCGUGUGCGUGCUGCUGGACAGUGGAUGAUCACCUUUCUGCAGAUGUACAGAAAGGACAUCUGUCGAGACGUGCCACUGAUCCUCUACGUCCUGCGGAGCUGCACAUCAUCCACACAGCAGAGCAUGUUCAUGCCCUUCGUGUGCCAGGCGGUGGUCAUCCUCACCCGCUGUCACACGGAGGUGGCGAUUGACAAUUUCUCCCGGCUGCUUGGGCCCACCGACAGCGAUACAUGGAGGAGAAUCAGAGAGUUUUGUCUGCAAAGGUGGAGGCGGUAGAAGAAAGCGAAACGAAGCAAAGCAAAUCCGAGAAGGGGAGGGAAGAGAAGAAAA